This is a messenger RNA of Spirometra erinaceieuropaei, 1924 nucleotides long. NCBI's taxonomy places the organism in Eukaryota, Metazoa, Platyhelminthes, Cestoda, Diphyllobothriidea, Diphyllobothriidae. The record is from the annotation of a GenBank genome assembly.
AUGGCUUUGAAUUACUCAUUGUUCCCGCUUGAAUUUCAAGCUAUUGGGGAGUCUUUCGUAAACCAGUACUAUGCCAAAUUGCAACAAAACAGGCAAUUCGUUCUGGACUUUUACCAUGUAUGUUUUCUUUUGCUUACUAUUUUUUUCUAGGAGCAAGCACUGAUGACAUAUGAGGGCACUCCGCUUAACGGUCGUGCAGCCAUUAUGGAGCGUUUUCAGGUAAAAGCGGUUAGGACAUUUAAUCAGUUUGUAGACUCUUACUUGGAAAACUAUCCAGAUAAAUAUUACCAGUUGUGAUUGUCAACCAAUGGAAAACGGCAUUGUCGUCUUUGUUGAUGGGCAACUUAAGGUAUCUCCUUCCGUGUUGUCUUUAUUUAAUUUAUCCUCUUCCCACCACAUUAUGCAAUUUACUUCAUUUUCUAUUUCGUGAAACGAGUUUCCGGCUAGUUUUUAGCCAUCCGUCUUCCGAUAAUAAUCCACGCUUUGCAUUUACAGGAAAUCGCCUCUUAAUGCAUUCAGCACCUUUGCUCGGGGCGGGGGGGGGAAGGGUUCCGACAAAUUUACUUGCUCGUAUGAUAUAAUUGGCGGUGUGGUGUGGCUUUCGCAGUGUUACGGAUAGCAUUGCACUAACCACUGAGUGAACAUUGUUAAGCAGCUCAGAUCUUACUUCUAGGUGCCGGUUUGGCUGCCGGGGAUUUCAAAAUGACAUGAGACUUUCCCUUCCAGGUGCGUCCGACAUGCACAGGAAAUACAGAAGCCCUAGGUACUUCACAGCUUAUUCCGUUCGCCCAGUUUUAUCAUCAGACCGUGGGGUGGCGCGCGUAGUCGAUGCGGCCUUUUACGACCGCAGGACGAACUGCGUUAGGCGAUGUUUUAUCGAAAGAGUUACGAAUCGACUAUUGCAAUGCUAUAAAGGAUCAUGCUAACUCGCAAUAUGCUACUGUGCGUGCUGCCCGGUCUCCAUCCACCGUUGCGCGCAUGUUUCUAAUGGAGUUCGCGCGAAAUGCCUAUACCUAGCCGUUUCCACAGCCAUCAUCACGUCAUGCAAAUACCCAUGUGUAAUACUCCAUGCCCUACCUCGUUGCCAAAAACAAACCGUAAUGUUGCUUUAGACAGUUGGCAACUAGCAUAAAACGAUGUGUGGUGUUUUGUGUGAGAAAUUGAAUGUUAUUUGCAACCUAAUGACAGGACUCAAGAGAACCUGCUGGAAAUCCUGUCAAAUGUGUCCUUAGGUUGGUGGAUUUAGUAAUAUUCCCACCCUAGUCAUUACUGUUUGUUACUUCUAUCUCACCCAUAACUAUCGUACCGUCUCGGAUUGCUACACCAUUUUGGACGAGGACUGAGCAAAUAUGGUGUCAACGUCUGCCUGCCGUCAUUCUCAGAGCGUCACAAUAAUUUGACUACUUUUGGACAGUGAACGUACGUUCUGGCCUAAAUAGGUUCGUUCUUCUAAGGCUGCAGUCAAUGGUAUUGUGUUAGAUUCAUCGUUAACUACUGCAAAACCUUCCACAUUGAAAGACCGUUAUUCAAAUUCUUCCGUAGUUGAAUACGGUGUACUAAUUAAUAUCAGAAACAUGAUGAGGUAGGUUUCCGAAGAUUUCGCAGUACAGCUCGGUCACUAUUUCUGUACACUAGAGUAGGCCCGCGCCCACGCAUAAGUAACUGUUCUUCCCCUAAUUGUCUUUCAACACUACCCAAAAGGUCCUGCCAUCAAGUUACAUAGGAUUGGGUAAAAGGACAGCCUGAAAAGAGACUUGUGAAUAAUUGCGCCUUUUUGCGGUGUCCUAUUGUACGCUUUUUUCCAUUUUAGUGCGAUGAUGAGGCACGUGCGUUGCCAUUUUCGGAGUGUUUCGUACUCAAAAAGAUGGAGAACAGCUACUGUAUUACAAAUUCCGUGUUCCGCCUGCACUUGCACAACUUUUAA